GCUGACCAGUGACGUAGCCAAUGUCGUAUAUUCACCGGGGAGGAAGCGCAUGGUGUUAGUCACCGGUAACCGGAGAAACGUGAGGACGGCAAGAACGUUACACGGACUGAAAAUCUUCUAAAAGUAAAAGUCAAAAUGCCUGGAGACAUCACUAAAGGGAAGAAGUCGUUUGUCCAGAAGUGUUCUCAGUGUCACACAGUGGAGAAUGGUGGCAAGCACAAGGUCGGCCCAAACCUGUGGGGUCUGUUUGGUCGCAAAACAGGCCAGGCACAAGGUUACAGCUAUACAGAUGCCAACAAAAGCAAAGGGAUUAUCUGGGACGAGAACACCCUGAAUGUCUACUUGGAGAACCCCAAAAAGUACAUUCCCGGAACAAAGAUGAUCUUUGCGGGCAUAAAGAAGAAAAAUGAACGUGCCGACCUAAUUGAAUAUCUUAAAUCUGCUACUUCCUAGAGAACUUUACCAUCAAUAUGCAUUUUCACUUUCUUGUUCAGUUCCAUCACAGCGCUGCCUCAGUUUUUGAUACUAUACGAUUGGUGGAGUGAUUGAUAUUCCCUUAUUUUAACAGGUUCCUUUUUUUAAAACACGGUUAUAAUUUAUUAAACCAUAUGGUCUAUUCACAGAAGCCGCGAAAGCGGUUAAUUGUGAUGUUUAUUCUAGAUUUAUUUUUUGGGGGGUCUCCAUGAACCUGUUGUCAUCAAUUGCCAGUCCUAUUUUUGAAACAAUGUAUUGUUUACAUUGAUUUUACUUGGUUACAUUGAAUAAAAUGCUAAUCACAAUCUUA
Syngnathus typhle (broad-nosed pipefish) is the source of this 784-nucleotide messenger RNA. Its product is annotated as cytochrome c-like. The transcript has 3 exons. Gene Ontology annotation, molecular function: electron transfer activity; heme binding. Gene Ontology annotation, cellular component: mitochondrial intermembrane space. The record is from RefSeq and is a predicted model, not a curated record. The coding region runs from base 136 to 453 and encodes 105 amino acids. Lineage: Eukaryota; Metazoa; Chordata; Actinopteri; Syngnathiformes; Syngnathidae. Gene Ontology annotation, biological process: mitochondrial electron transport, cytochrome c to oxygen; mitochondrial electron transport, ubiquinol to cytochrome c.